GAGUUUUCGCAACAUCUUAUCGCUGAAGAUGCAAAACGCGGCGGCGACGGGAGAAGGACUCACCCACGUUCAUGUGCGCAAGUGGCGAAAAGAGCUCAAGCAUGUCGGCCCUGGUGGCCACUUAGAAGUUCUGGCAUGGAUCCCUGUGGUACCUACCCCCACUCCUGCUCUUCAGUCUAGUCUCCAGCACAACGUCGACACUGCUGGUAAGUCGUCGGCGGUGGUGAAGAAGGCGCAGUUCAACACCCGCAAACGAACAGCUCCUAUCGACGGCGCUGCAGCCCGGAUGACGCGCAGUCUGCGGCACAACACACCCAGUGGAUCUGAACUGUGGGGCCAACUUCCAUCGAACUCGGUGCGACCGCCCGUGCGAAAAGAAGAAAAGAAGGCCGGGGAUGACGACAAUCCAUCCGAUGCCGCAUCUGGUCGCCCUGCUUCAAAUGACACAGCAUCCGAACCCCAAGGAAGCAUCGAGCACGUGUCCGACCCGUCACCAGCGCCGACAGAGGAAGGUGUCGUGAAGCACGAGUACAGCUUUGCCGACGACGACGACGACGACGACGAAGGUUACAUCUCUCCCCUUUCGUCUCCUGAUGUCGCGUCCCCAUCUCCCGUUGCAUCCCCCGACACGUCGUAA
Molecule: messenger RNA, 637 nt
Organism: Aphanomyces astaci
Lineage: Eukaryota; Oomycota; Saprolegniomycetes; Saprolegniales; Verrucalvaceae
Exons: 1
Coding region: 29-637 (202 amino acids)
Source: RefSeq, a predicted model, not a curated record